Messenger RNA from Pseudozyma hubeiensis SY62, 1836 nucleotides. RefSeq names its product aryl-alcohol oxidase. Gene Ontology annotation, molecular function: oxidoreductase activity, acting on CH-OH group of donors; flavin adenine dinucleotide binding. Bases 1 to 1836 code for a protein of 611 amino acids. The record is from RefSeq and is a predicted model, not a curated record. Lineage: Eukaryota; Fungi; Basidiomycota; Ustilaginomycetes; Ustilaginales; Ustilaginaceae. The transcript has a single exon.
AUGAUUCCGUUUCUUUCUUCGUCCAAGUCGAACCCGACAUCCAGCCCAGGCAGCUACGCGACUCGCGUAGACGACGCUGCUACCAUCCCGGACAACGCCAAUCACUACGACUUUGUCAUUGUCGGUGGAGGCACCGCCGGGUGCGUCCUUGCAUCGCGCUUGACCGAAGAUCCGUCCAUCUCCGUCCUCGUCCUCGAAGCUGGUCCGACCAACAAUGUACUCCCGGCCAAGGCCCCGCUUCUGUUCAACAAGCUCUUCAAGACGGAGCGCGACUGGGACUACACCACCGUUCCCCAGCCAAAGGUGGCAAACCGCGAGCUCUACUGGCCUCGUGGUAGGAUGCUCGGCGGCAGCUCGUCGAUGAAUGCCAUGAUCUACCAUCACGGUUCUUACUCGGACUUCGACGAAUGGGCGGAGAAGCUCGGUUGCAAAGGGUGGUCGUACGCCGACCUCGCUCCUUACUUUCGCAAGUCAGAAGGUUGCGUUCCGAAGAAUGGCUUCGAUGCAAAAGAUCGAGGUACCACUGGUCCUUGGAAGACUGGACACAGCUUUUUCUCUGACAUGGGCAAGGAUGGUUUCCUGAAAGCCUGCGAGCAGGUCGGCAUACCCUUUUCGCCUGACAUCAACACACCCCGAGGCACCGAAGGUAUCACCAACACAAUGACUUUUAUUGACCAAAAAGGUCUCAGAUCCUCCGCUGCCACCGCCUAUCUGACACCGGAUGUCUUGGCUCGCUCCAACUUGACCGUUGCUUUGGCAGCUACCGUGACGCGCAUCGUCUUUGACAAGUCCGCUGGCACACCUCGCGCAACUGGAGUGGUCCUCCAAACCACUACUGGCGGCUCGCUUUACGCCGUCGGCGCCACACGCAAGGUUGUCCUGGCAGCUGGCUCCAUCAAUACCCCACAAAUCCUAAUGCUCAACGGAAUUGGCCCAUCCUCGUCGCUGAAGGCACUCUCGAUCCCCACGGUCCGCGUCAACGAGCAUGUGGGCGCCCACCUCAAAGACCAUUUCUGCACGUCAGGGCUCUUGCUCAAGGCCAAGCCAGGCUACACGUUCGACUACCUUAACACGACGAUCAAAGCGGUGCCCGCACUGGUGCGUUGGCUGUCAUUCGGCACAGGUCCAAUCUCGUCCAACAUUGCCGAGGCUGCCGCUUUCAUCCGGAGCAAUGACGAGCGCCUUCCUACCGGAAGCUCCGCAGCUUCAGCCAGGUAUCACGGCUCCCAAGGGGUGGGUCCCGAUCUCGAGAUCAUUGGCGCUCCGGUGGCUUACAUCGACCAUGGAUUCACACCUGCUCCGCCAGGAGUGGAUAUCUUCUCGCUCGUACCCAUCGGCUUGCGACCUCAGUCUGAAGGUUUCGUCUCGAUCAAGUCGAAAGAUCCUUUUGAAAAGGCCGUGGUCGAUCCACGCUACUGGUCCGACGCCGACGACAACGAUCGCAAGGUGUUGCUGGCCGGUCUACGCGUCUGUAUCGCUAUAACACACGCCGAAGCUUUGCAGCCCUUCUUGGAGCCCGUGGAGCCUUCGAACGACCCCGACAACAUGUUUUGGCCGUGGUGCGCGCCCAAGGAUGCUGUCAUCUCGGACGAGGAUCUGCUGAACUGGAUGUCUCGGACUGCGUUCACGCUCUACCACCCUGUAGGUACGGCGCGCAUGUCGGCCAAAGCGGAUGACGGUGUCGUGGACCUGGACCUCAACGUUUACGGCGUCAAGGGUCUGGCAGUGUGCGAUGCGUCGAUCUUCCCACAGCAGAUCAGCGGCCAUCCUACGGCGCCCAUCAUCGCCAUCGCAGAGAAGGCAGCAGAGCUCUUCGCCAAGAGUGCCAGCAUCUAA